GAGUGCUUGUGUGGCAGAGGGAAGAUUGCAUCUGAGUGACACUGUGCUACUUUCUUAUAUUUUUUGAAGGCGUGACUUAAGUUGCCAUUCUACAACGAGAAUACAUGUGUUUAUACACGUACUAAUAUGUUAAUUAAUAAAGUGAGAUGACGAUGCUGGCAAUGGUAAACCGAACCAUGUGUCAAGAAAGAUUUCCCUUGGAGGUCAGAGCUGGUGUCUAAAUCUUAAAGGAAAAUGGUUGAUGAGAAGGAACAGUUGCAUCCCACGGAAUUGACAAAGAUCCAAACUGUCCUUAACCUGAAGUAGCGAUGAGUUUGCUGAUAACGGAGAUCGUAACGCGCGAAGGACAAGAAGCGCAGGAGAGCCUUUAGACCUAUCCUGCACUGCUUCCCGAGGUACCAUGACAUAGAUUCCCCGCGGAUAUCGCACAGGAACAGAAGACGUAAGCCGCUUCUUCCGGGUAUCCACAGCACCCGCAUCCUCACCACCAUGCCACACACGCCAAGAAAAGCUCUCAAGGUUACCACAGAGAUUGACGUCCAUGCGGUGUCAUGCCCCGGGGUGUGGCUGCCGGGGCGGGGGCGCUGCUCCCUCUCCGUGUGUCUCCUUGGCUUCCACACGCGGACCAACAAGCUGCCGCCCGUCUUCCCGCUCCUCUACCACGAGAAGUUCAAGUUCGAAAGGACGUUCGUGGGCGUGACCAACCUGAGCGUGCUGGAGCGCGUGCUGGAGAGCGAGACGGUGUACCUGGAGCUGGUGCAGGAGGAGACGUCGGGGGAGUCGGUGCUGGCGGUGUUCGAGUCGUCCGUGCGCGACCUCCUGUUCCCGAGGCCGGCUGAGAGGCUGUCGUACUCGGGGGUCGACCUCGAUCUGCUCAUGGAACCCACCAGGGACUUCCCGGGAAUCAUUUCGCCGAAGAUCGAGGUGUCGACGAGGACGAGCGUGAGCGAGACCCGGACGCCCCUCCACCAGUGCGAGCAGGACACCGUCAGCUUCGGACACGCGCAGAACCGGGCGACGAAGGCGGUGUUCAGACCGAAAUCUCCUGACGAAGGAAGGAAGGGCGAGGGCGGUGGAUCGAGCGAGGGCGGCGGCGGCGGAGGAGGAGGAGGAGGAGGAGGAGGAGGGGCGUUGGUGCGGGGCGAGGAGGAGCCGCUGCCCCUGCAGACGAGCCCCAGGCACGGUGAGGCGUCCUGCUUGUCUCGCUUCUCUCCUUCUGCUUCCUUUUCUCUUCGCGUCCCGUCGAUUCCCGUGCGGAGGCUUCGUAAUGUUGGUCGCCGAAUGUGCGCUUACCGAGAUUCCGAGACUGCGUUUUAAGGAGCGUGAGAAGUGGC
Molecule: messenger RNA, 1334 nt
Organism: Penaeus monodon (black tiger shrimp)
Lineage: Eukaryota; Metazoa; Arthropoda; Malacostraca; Decapoda; Penaeidae
Product: spermatogenesis associated 6-like protein
Exons: 6
Coding region: 490-1317 (275 amino acids)
Biological process (GO): spermatogenesis
Molecular function (GO): myosin light chain binding
Source: RefSeq, a predicted model, not a curated record